GAUAUCUUCUGUCCUCCAGAACUAUCUCAUCGUACUUGAGAGCCUGUACAGCAGCCACCCGUCUAUAAGCCUUCGAAACCGCCCCCGCCCUUAUUUCGAUCACGGGAAGGCUCCUCAGCCGAGUUAUCCAAGAUGGGUAAAUACUACUGCGAUUAUUGUGACAUCUACCUCACACACGACUCGAUGAACGCUCGGAAAGCACACAAUACUGGACGUAAUCACGUUUCCAACGUUCGUGAUUAUUUCGCUGGACUGGGGCACGACAAGGCUCAAAAUAUCAUUGAUCAAAUUGUUCUAUCGCAUGAAGGAGGAGGUAGAGCUCAAAUGAUGGCUGCUCCAAGUAUGAGAAUCGGAGCUGGGUUCAUGAAUCCCAUGGCUGCUCCGCCUAUGAACUUUCCACCGUUCCCUGGUAACGCACCACCUCCACCUGGUGGCGGUGGAUACCCUGCACAAUCUGUUCCCCCUUUCAGACCACCUUUCCCACCCAAUGGCGCUGCUGGAUCUAUGCCACCUUUCCCACCGCCUCAAAACAUGUCAGGUCCACCUAUGGGCAUGCCACCGCCAAUGGGUCAAAUGCCUCCAUUCUCAGCUGGUCCACCGGCAAAUGGUGGCGCACCUCAAGGCUCCGGUAAUUUUACUCCUCAAUCUGGUCCUCCUCCAGCGGGUAAUCCAGGUGUGCAUCCUGACCGUUUGAGGAUGAUGGGCAUGUGAAAGGACGAACCUGUGAAGGGACGAACCAAUGUACAAAGUAUGCAAAGACGAGGUGUACAUU
Kockovaella imperatae is the source of this 772-nucleotide messenger RNA. RefSeq names its product U1 zinc finger-domain-containing protein. Gene Ontology annotation, molecular function: pre-mRNA 5'-splice site binding; zinc ion binding. Lineage: Eukaryota; Fungi; Basidiomycota; Tremellomycetes; Tremellales; Cuniculitremaceae. Gene Ontology annotation, biological process: spliceosomal snRNP assembly; mRNA splicing, via spliceosome; mRNA 5'-splice site recognition. The transcript has 5 exons. The record is from RefSeq and is a predicted model, not a curated record. Bases 133 to 711 code for a protein of 192 amino acids. Gene Ontology annotation, cellular component: nucleus; U1 snRNP.